Amoebophrya sp. A120 is the source of this 1566-nucleotide messenger RNA. Lineage: Eukaryota; Dinophyceae; Syndiniales; Amoebophryaceae. The record is from the annotation of a GenBank genome assembly.
AUGGAGGAGCUUCGCUACACGCCGAUGGACGACAAUGCGGCGCCCGUGGACAUGCGGGGUGCGCAGCGGCAGUCGCAGCCGGGAAGCCUGCCCGGGAUGCCGCCGGGUGCGGAACAGUUCCAAUUCGAGCCGGAAGUGGAGGAGAGAAUUAUCGAAAUCCCGAAGCUCGUGGAGCAAAUCAUUGAGAAGGAGGUGGUUAUCCCGGAAACGCACAUCGUAGAGGUGGUCAAGGAGAUACCGCAAAUACAGGAAGUGAUACGGGAAGUGCCAAAGUACUUACAACUGGGAUUGAUGAAUGUGUUAUAGUUCUUUGUGUUGCAUCUUCACUGCAGUGCUAAACGAAGUCUGUCUUGCGUGAUACGCAAAAAUUUGUAUAUUCUUCUUGAUCAGGUACGAAUUCAAGGAAGUGAUAAAGGAAAUCCCGAAGGUCGAGAUCAAAUACGUUGAAAGGAAAGUGGAAGUGCCGCAAGUCAUGGUAGAAAUGCCGUUUUCUCUUUAUUUGUAGCUAACCGUGUCGUGGACGACGCUUUCCAGUACUUAUUCGUAAAUGACACAAGCUAGUUUUUCUUUCCAAGCAGCUGACUUCGCGUUUCUAGUUCGAUGAAUCGAUUCGACAAGAAAUAACGCAAUUAUACAAAGGUGCGCGACAUCCCCGUGGAAGUGCCGCAAGUGCAGGAGAUCACGCGCAUGAUACCCCGUAUCGUGGUCAAGGAAAUUCCGGUGGAGCGGGUGCGCAAGGUCGAGAAAGUCAUUUACCGGGAUGUGGAGGAGAUUGAGUACGUCCCCGUCCUAUCAGAUGCAAAUAUGUCUGGGUCUGGAAACUUGUGAUGCUGAACUGUGGAUGACUGAAAUACUUCCCAAUGCAGCCAAGCAUGACAUGUUUCUCGCACACUUUCUCAUGCGCAGUCCGCAUGAGAAACUGCGCUUUUGUAUCACAAAAGAGGGUUUCUUUUUGCUUGUCAUGCAACACAGAUUUUAUAGGAGUGCAGGACUAGCAUUACUAGUUUUAUGCUUCCAGACCCAGACAUAUUUGCAAUGCAUACGUCCCCUACAUUGUGCAGAUCGAGAAGAAGUUCCCCCCCGGGAGCAUCGGUCCGGACGGCAAGCCGAUUCCCGACAACGGCGGCGGGUUGCUCGGCCCCGACGGCCAGCCGCUGGGACCGGGGAUACAGAUGGGCGCGGACGGGGUGCCGAUGCGCGUGAAGCAGGAGGUGCACUUGUUCGAGAACGUGAACCAAAUCACCAAGCCGAAACUCGUGCCCGUGGAGACGGAAGUGCCCGAGUACGUGCCGCAGUACAUCGACGUAGAAGUGGACGAAUUCGGGAUGCCGUUGCAACCCGCACCGACGUUAGACGUUCUGCUCAGUAGAGGGGUACCGAUGGAAGUCGCGUGAAGAUGGCGGUUUUAUUUCGGGGAGGAGUCAAUUGAUUAUCACGAAUUGAUUUCAUCUCGCCUUACAUCUCUUUUCCAGUUUGACUUCGAAGAUUCUGAAGUACAAGCAUGCAUUGGCAUUUUUCACAAGCUGCAGCUGCGGAGGAGCAACAGCUCUUCGAUGCUGUUGAUAG